CACACAGGUAGGCUAAACAUGGCAUCUCCAAGGAACUACUAUCUUGCAAGAUGCUUAUCCCUGUGCUUUUUAAUCAUCCUAAUGUCCUUUGCUGAUGCUGCAUCAUUUCAGUACUACCAAGUGCCACAACAGGAGCAAGAUUACAGAAUGAAGAGUUUACAAAGGCUGCCAAGCCCAGAUAUGUUGAAGGCACUAGAGUACAUUGAGAACCUCAGGAAGCAAGGAAGCAGAACUGAGAUCCUCCCUGACUAUACCUCCUACCAAGGGGCACCAUUCCUCUCUGAGCAGAAGGAAGGACAACCAAUUUCACCAGACAGUGCCAAACCACUCCUAAAUGAUGAUGAGUCUGAGUGGAUGAAAGCAAUGUUGGAAGCUUUGAUGCAAGCAGAAAAAGAGGCAAAAGCGACACCGCAAGACAAAAGCAAAUCAUACAGUAACUUAAUGGACAAAAACUUGCCACCUGAGCUGCUUGAAGAUUAUGAUUCAAACAAAUGGUCUGAGAGAAGACCAAAACCUAGCAAAUUUUCUCCAAGAUUAUAUGAUGACUACUCUCGAGACAACCCGCUGAAAAGGACCAAUGAAAUUGUAGAAGGCCAAUAUACUCCACAAAAUCUAGCUACAUUACAGUCUGUCUUCCAGGAAUUGGGGAAACUCAAAGGUCAGGCCAAUCAUAAAAGAGAUAGGUUAGAAGAAGACCAAAAACUUUACAAGGAUGAUGAGGAUGACAUGUAUAAAGCCAACAACAUUGCUUAUGAAGAUGUAGCAGGAGGUGAAGACUGGAAUCCCAUUGAGGAGAAAAUUGAGAGCCAAACAGAAGAAGAGUUAAAGGAGAGCAAGGAGGAGGUGGAGAAGACAGAUGAGAUGGAUGAUGAGAUGAAACGUUCUGUAUUGUUGGGUUUGCAGGAUGAGGAACCUGAAAAUGAAAAUAAAGAUCAAGAGUCUGAAAACCUGCCAAACCUGAUGAACUCAUAUUUGAAGAUGUGGUUGAACAGACUUGAAAAGGGUAAACAGAGUACAGAUAAGAGAUCACUAAAAUUCUCAAGCAAAAAUCUAGACCCUGAAUCUAUUUAUCAGUUAAUUGAUCUAUCUAGAAACUUACAAAUUCCACCUGAGGAUCUUAUUGACAUGCUGCAAGAGGAAGAUAGCAGGAAGUUUGCAGGGAAGUUGGAAUCUGAAAAAGAGGUUGAAGUACCAGAAGAUCUGGAUGAGGUGUCAGAAACUAUGACUGAUAAAACGGAUGUGUAUAAAAGUAAGCAGGGAUUUAUAAAGCAUCCCACAACCGCUGUGCUGCCUAAUGGUCCUGAAGAUCUAACAGUAGAAGAUAUGAUGAACCUCAUGGGAGCUGAGAAGUUGCCAAAACAAAAAUAUCCCUUCUUUAAUCGAUUUAACCAAAACAGUGGCUUACCGAGGUCCUUCCCUAUGUUUAGAAAACCUAAAGAACACAAAGUCAUCUGGCCAAGCGACUUAGAAAAAAGACAAAUAGAAUAUGAGCCCAGGUCCGACAGGGAGGAAGAUUUGGCUGACUACGUAGUUAAGAUGCUAGGCAAAUAUCCAGAGCUUCUGGGCAACAAACAAAAUAAAAAAAUACCCGCCCUUUACUCACCAGCUGACAUUCAGGAUCUUGAAAAGCAGUAUGAAAAGGCUUUAAGGGGGUAUCUGAACAUGCAAGGUUACCACGAUUUAGAGACUGCAGCCAUUGGUAAUCGAAGGCUACCCCUUCCUAGGGAAGGUGAUGACACACAAAAUAAGCAGUAUAUAGAUGAGGACAUGCUUAUGAAGGUCUUGGAGUACAUGAACCAAGAGAAAGCAGAAAAAGGCAGAGAUCACAGUGUUAAAAGAUCUAUGGAGAAUAUGUAA
This is a messenger RNA of Bufo bufo (common toad), 1857 nucleotides long. It is a transcript of the gene SCG2, whose product is annotated as secretogranin II. Lineage: Eukaryota; Metazoa; Chordata; Amphibia; Anura; Bufonidae. Gene Ontology annotation, cellular component: secretory granule. Bases 19 to 1857 code for a protein of 612 amino acids. The record is from RefSeq and is a predicted model, not a curated record. The transcript has 2 exons.